Vanessa atalanta (red admiral) is the source of this 4122-nucleotide messenger RNA. RefSeq names its product protein artichoke (gene atk). The coding region runs from base 16 to 4002 and encodes 1328 amino acids. Gene Ontology annotation, molecular function: protein binding. Lineage: Eukaryota; Metazoa; Arthropoda; Insecta; Lepidoptera; Nymphalidae. The record is from RefSeq and is a predicted model, not a curated record. The transcript is spliced from 2 exons.
AAGAUUCUUAGAUUAAUGAUCCGGCACAAUGGUUUGGAACGAGUAUCAGCAACAUGGUUAGAAUCUCAAGAACCACAUUUACUAGAAAUAUUUAUAGUGGAAAAUGAUCUUAAAAGUCUACCAUCAGAGAGCUUGAUGAAGCUACAAAACCUACAAGCUUUAACGAUACAAUCACAUAAUCUUAAAAGAAUACCCACCUUAAUUAAUAUGCAAAAACUUCGAUAUGUGAACAUACAGUCCGCAAGUUUAAGUAGUAUAAAUGAACACAGCAUUGGAAAUUUACCAAAUCUUGAAAAAUUGUUUAUUAAAGGAAGUAUAAAUUUGAAUACAAUAAAAGAAAACGCUUUCUACAAUAUGCCUAAACUUAGAAAAUUUGAAAUAACCGAAUGCGGAAUUAGAUCUAUUCAUAUGCGAGCACUUUCUUUACUGCCUCAAUUAAACGAAUUAUCUUUAAGUAAUAACAGGAUAUCAGACGCAACUAUGAUAGGAAGGGCUACAAGAGACCUACCAAUGCUUUCAACAUUAAAUCUUAAUUUUAAUAUGAUAAGUAAAUUAAGUGAAGGAGCGUUUGUUGAUCAACCAAUGUUAGAAAUUUUAUAUUUGUCAAACAAUAAUAUCAAUAUAAUUCAUCACGGAGCUUUUCAUAGAGUACCGAAAUUAAGAGUUAUAGACUUAAAUUAUAAUGAAAUAAUACGAAUACAUCCUGAAUCUUUCUUACAACAAUCAGGGAGCGGAGUUGAAGAGUUUUCACUUAUCGGCAACAAAAUAAUGCACAUAUCGGAAUUUAGAUCCUUACUUGAUGCAUUGCCUCGAUUAAGAUAUUUGGAUAUGAGUGAUAAUUUAUUACAAGAAAUUCCACGAGGCGCUCUCAGAGGACAUCCAAGUUUAGAACGUUUGCAUUUAAACAGAAAUAAUAUAAAAUUUAUUGACGCAGAUGCAUUUAUUGCUAUGCCUGCACUACGAGAAUUGCAUUUAAGUAAUAAUUCGUUAAAUGAUAUGAAUGAAGGCCCAUUUUGGAAUUUACCUGCUUUAAAGGGCUUAGAUUUGUCUAAUAAUUAUUUUCAAAGGUUACAGCCAAAACUGUUGUACAAUCUUCCAGCUUUGAGAAGAAUUGAUUUAAGUAAUAAUCAAUUAACUAUAAUAGAUCCUAUUACUUUCAUGGAGACUCCCUUGUUAGAAUACAUUAAUAUAUCGGGAAAUGCAUUAAUUUCUACACACCCAGCUACCUUUCGUAAUUUACCAAAUCUGUAUGAAUUAGAUGCGAGUUCGAAUAGACUAGUUGAAUUUCUACCAGGUCUACCAAGAGGCUUAGAGCAGUUAUACUUACGAAGAAAUCAAAUAACAAAUUUGCCAAUGCUUCCAUCACCUGAUUUAGAUUUGCCUUCUUUAAGAACUCUCGACCUUUCAAAUAAUGGCAUACAAAAAAUACAGUAUGGAGGUAUGAAGACUUUACAUAAUUUACGUAGAUUUUACAUAAAUCGAAACGGCCUCAGACAGAUUGAAGCUAGUACUUUUAGUGAUUUAGACCGCUUAGAAGUGCUGGACAUAAGUGACAAUCAAAUCAUAACUAUUCAUCCAAAGAGUUUUAGUAAACUUUUAUACCUUAAACAAGUAAAUUUACAUGGAAAUAAUAUUGAAAAUUUUGACUUUAUGGCAAUACAAAAUAAUAUUGCACUAUCAGAAAUCGACUUUAGCAAGAAUAAAUUAAAAAGUAUAAGUCCCAAUAUAAUAAACAGGGGCUUAGAUGUUGAAAUUCUCAACAUAUCAUCUAAUAAUCUUCACGAAUUACCUAAUUCUUUAAACGUUUUAUCAAAAUUGAACGUGUUAGAUGCGAGCCACAACUAUAUCAAAAACUUUGAUGGUAAUAUUAUCAAUAAUAUACAAACUUUGGCAGAAAUUAAACUGCAUAGUAACAGAAUUACUGAACUACGGGCUGGGAGCUUUCGUGAUUUGAAUAAUUUGGAAACUAUUGAUUUAGAAAAUAAUCAACUUGAAAUAAUUCAUCCGAUGGCUAUUGCGAAUCUACCGAAGUUAUUGUCUAUAUACCUUAACAGAAAUCAUAUUAUAGAAAUACCUGAUCGAGCAUUUUCGAACCUUUCAAAGUUAAGAAUUAUUGAGAUGCAAAGCAACAGAUUGCAAUAUAUAUCGAUACGAGCGUUCGAAAAUUUACCUUUGGUGCAAUAUCUUAAUUUAAGCAAUAAUCAACUAAUUAAUCUGGACAAUUUAGGUAUUAAACAUCUGGUAUCACUUGAGGUUCUAGAUUUAAGUUUUAAUAAGAUCACAAGAAUUAAUAAGGAAUCUUUUCAAUAUAUGGAGUGGCUGGUUGAACUGAAUUUAGACAAUAAUCUUAUAUGUCAUAUUAGCAAUCAACCAUUUGAUAACAUGCCAAGAUUAAAGGUAUUGUCUUUACGACAUAAUAAAUUAACAUCGGUGUACGAAGAUAAUUUUGCUAAGUUGAGAAACAAUAUCGCCAUUUUGGAUAUUGAUGGUAACCCACUUGUCUGCAAUUGUGCAAUUAUUUGGUUAAAGUCAUGGUUGUCGGAAUCAUCAUCUCUUGGGCCAAAAUGCGCUGAUGGCUCCUAUGUGAAAGGAAUGCCUUUUUCGAAAACUGACUGUUUGAAUAUACAAUUUAACAAUCAAGAUAUAAAAUCCUGUAUGACAUAUGAAAAUGAAGCUUUACUGCCAAGCCUAGCUACUUCAGAAGUUUACUCAUCAUUGGAUAAAAUAAAAGACUAUGAAACACACAUUAAAAAUAAUUACCAAGGCAAUAAAUUAAACAACCGGCCAUUGCCAGAAGAAUCAGAAUAUUUUUAUGAUGAUUAUGUGGAUUACCCAUACAAUGAAACAUUAUUGGAAAAUAUGAAUCCUGCUGCCAAUCAGUCCACAAAAUCUCAAAAUCAUUUAGGUAACACACCAACAAUUUAUGCUGCAAUGUCCAACACAACUCAUAAAAAAACAGGAAUUGCUUUGAAAGUUCCAGUUCCUAGCAGUGGUUUCACAUUUUUUGGUGUUCCCUUGCCAUCAAUAGACAUGGGAAAGUUAUUAAACACUGGUCGGAAAAUAGAUUGGUCUGAUAAUAAAAAUAACCAGCAACAUCUUAAAAAAUAUCAAGUAACAGAACCUCCACGGUUUGAAACUGGUGGUUUCUCACCAAUGCUUCCUGUUACAACAAAUGGUUUUAUACCAAUACCAGAUCCAACAAUAAGUACAUUACAUACUACAAAAACAAGUAAUGAAGGGAAUUCGGUCAGUUUUAAUAAUGAAAAAUUUAAUCAUAAUGUUAUAGCUGUAGAUAAUAUACAACCAACCAUGACCAGCAUUAACAGUACAACUCACAAAAAAGUUAAAAGUGAAAUACAUGAGCUAGAAGCCUACCAUGGUGAUGAUAAUAGUACCCAUGUAACAUAUAAUAGAACUAAAAAUAUAGAAGAACAAAAUACUGAUCCUCUAAAUAUAAGUAAAUACAAUCUAAUGGAGUCUAAUCUAACAAUUAGUCAAGCAACAGAAAAAGAAGGUAUCAUAACUACAGAUACAAGUAAUGAUAUGUCUAUUCAGGGAUGGCUUGAAACCAGUAGUGUGACACCAGCCCCAGUUAUUGUAACAACAAAACCACUACCACAAAUAAAUAAAUAUAUUGAAAGCCAACCUACAGCACUAUCUGCAAUACUUUUACCAAACAAUGAUGAUUUAACGAAAAACCACAGUAGAACGGCAACAGUAACAAAGGUUAAUUUACCCCAUGCAGAACACUAUGAUCUUAGAUAUAAUUAUUCCCCAGUUAUCAAUCGCGAGGGUAAGACAAGAUUUUCAGAAGAGAGUUCAAACAAUAACAAGCCUAGACAAGCCGACAAUAAUGAUUGGUAUUAUAAGAAUUACAACAAAUCUAAUCUAGAAUCUUAUGUUGCACCUGGCAUUCAAUCUUCCUUAGGUUGUAAUAUUAUGGUAUAUCAUAUCACUUUAAAAUAUACAGCAAUGUUAUGUUUAAUCUUAAUAUUAUCCUAGAUGUAGUAAUGGUAAUAAAUACUUUGAAAACAAUUGUAACAUUUAUUUAUUUAAUUGAGUAACAUUAUACAUACAAUACACUGUGAUUAUGAUAUUUGUCCAUUCCUUUCUAUGAAAUAA